Molecule: messenger RNA, 420 nt
Organism: Dracunculus medinensis (Guinea worm)
Lineage: Eukaryota; Metazoa; Nematoda; Chromadorea; Rhabditida; Dracunculidae
Source: the annotation of a GenBank genome assembly
AUGGCAUUAAAAGAUUUUCGGAAAUUAGAUUGUGUAGCUUCAAAUUCUUCUGAACGAUCAAAAUGUCAUUUGGUUAUAAAGGAUACAGAAGAUGAAGAGCCUGGCCGAAAAGCACCUGAAGAAGCUGGUUGCUUUAAAGAAACAAACGAAGGCGAUGAACGAGUCUACUGCGAUUUGGUUUGCCCCAAAGCACAUAGCGUAUACCAUGCACGAUCACUUAGCCAUAAAUCCUGCUUCAAAUUUUAUACUUAUGGAAUUGAACAACGUGGUGAAGAUUGGCUACUUUGGCGCUCAGGUAAAUGUUUAAGUAGUACGGUUAUCAUGGAUUUUGGCUGCAAAUUCGAUGCACCGUUUAAAACUCAAUUCGCAACAGACAACGAGAUCUUUGAACAUUUAAAAAAUCGUGCUCGCAAGGCGUAG